Messenger RNA from Penicillium mononematosum, 1062 nucleotides. RefSeq lists its product as uncharacterized. The coding region runs from base 1 to 1062 and encodes 353 amino acids. Gene Ontology annotation, cellular component: nucleus. Gene Ontology annotation, biological process: fatty acid catabolic process; triglyceride biosynthetic process. Gene Ontology annotation, molecular function: phosphatidate phosphatase activity. NCBI's taxonomy places the organism in Eukaryota, Fungi, Ascomycota, Eurotiomycetes, Eurotiales, Aspergillaceae. The transcript has a single exon. The record is from RefSeq and is a predicted model, not a curated record.
AUGUCUUUCAGCGUCAACAGAGCAGUUUGCACUGCAAACAUGUACCUGUGGAAUGGCAAUACCCCGAUCGUGAUUUCUGAUAUUGAUGGAACUAUCACCAAGUCGGAUGCGCUGGGGCAUGUUCUAAAUAUGAUCGGACGCGAUUGGACUCACGCGGGAGUCGCCAAAUUGUACACUGACAUUGUCAACAAUGGCUACAAUAUCAUGUAUCUUACGAGUCGGUCUGUAGGCCAGACAGAUACCACACGGGCCUAUCUUCAUGGUAUUUGCCAAGAUGGAUACAGACUACCAAGAGGUCCAGUAAUCUGCAGCCCCGAUCGCACGAUGGCCGCUCUGAGGCGAGAGAUCUAUUUGCGAAAACCAGAAGUCUUCAAGAUGGCGUGCCUGCGGGAUAUUCUCAAUCUCUUCUGUGGAAAAGAGAAUCCCUUCUAUGCUGGCUUCGGAAAUCGAUUGACAGACGCAUUGAGUUAUCGUUCUGUGAACAUUCCGUCAACUCGGAUUUUCACAAUCAACUCUAACGCUGAAGUGUCUCUUGAUUUGCUUAGUCUCAACAAGUACAAGAGCAGUUAUGUGACGAUGCAAGAGCUUCUGGACCAUUUCUUUCCACCAACCAGCCUUCUUGUGCACGACGGUGGCGAGGAAUAUACCGAUUUCACGUACUGGAGGAACACGCCGCAUGAGCUCGAAGACUUUUCGACAACAGACAGCGAGGAUGAAGAUGAAGAUGAGGAAGAUGUUGAUGAAGACCUGGCAGAAGAAGAUGAAGAUGGUGAUGAUGAUGGGGACUAUGAUGAAGACUUGAGCGAUGGUGAAGGUAGCGAGUACCUCGACGAGGCUGAGUUGGCCGAGGAGGAUCUCGGCGCAAGCUACAUAUCGCAGGAUUCAGCUGCCUUGUCCAACCCAGCAGGCUCAAUAAUCGAGUCGGUGGAAGGGGAUCUCAGGGUCGAAGAGGGAGCUAUCGGUGAAGAGGAACUGCCUCCCACCACCGAGAAACCAGAAGAAGCAAGCGAGCCGAGCACAACCUCUCUUCCCAUUCGGUCCAAGAUGCCCCAGAAACCUUGA